This is a messenger RNA of Paramecium tetraurelia, 1032 nucleotides long. RefSeq lists its product as uncharacterized. The transcript has 4 exons. NCBI's taxonomy places the organism in Eukaryota, Ciliophora, Oligohymenophorea, Peniculida, Parameciidae. The record is from RefSeq and is a predicted model, not a curated record.
AUGCAAAAUAAUAAUGGGACUUUGUUAGCGAUCAUGACAGUAGAGAUCACACAAGAUGAGAGAGAUUAGAUAUACAUUUAUGAAAGAGAUGAUCCCCGAGAUUUGGGGAUAGCAUUUGCAUCAAAACAUGACCUUCCUGGACGAUAUCUAUUAAAGUUGAUUGAUAGCAUAUCGUAACAUAAAUAAUAAGCACAACACACUAUAAAUAUUGAAUAAAAGGUGAUCCAUGAUUAGAAAUCAAAUUAUUUCAGAAAUUCAACUAAUUCAACUCCUUAUAAAUAGAAUAGUUAGAUUUCAACUCAAAGUUGUUAAAAGAAGAGUCCUUUAGUAAGCAGUAGAUCACAUUAUAGAGAUAUCUCAUAAGAUAUUAGCAAGAUGAUGAGGGACAAGAGCGCUAGAGAAAUCAGAUAAUAGAAGCCUGUAGAUGAGAACGAGUUGACAUUCACUCCCCAAAUCAAUAAAAAUUCUGAAUAGAUUGUCAAACAAAAACGCUAGGAUAAUAGUGUAGAACAAAGGUUGCUCAAUUAUGGCAAAGAGAAGUAAAUCAAGUUACAAGAGUUGAGAAUGCAGAAAUAACACUCUUAAGACCAACAAAAUAAGUCAUUCACAUAUCAUCCAAAAACUACUCAGAGAUCUCAUGAGAUUUUAAAUGAAAAGAGUGUGAGCAAGACUUACAAGGACAUUUAUAAUAAGACUCCAGAGUAUUAUAAUUAGGAUAACAAAUCUAGUAAUAAUAAUUCUUAUGUAUUGAAUUUACCAUGUGCUGAUCAAAGCGUCGUUUAAUAGGUUUGGAGAGCCUCAUUGAUGAAGCUAUUUAAUAUGCUUGAUAAGGAACAAAAGGGAGAAUUGAAUACUGAAUAAGUUGACUUGUCAUAAAUGAGUUAUGAAAUGUUACAAAUUGUUGCUCCUGUCUUAAUCAUCAUGGAGGAAAGAGGAGGCACUUUCAGAUUUGAAAUGUUUGCUAAGGAGGUCACAAAUUUUUGUGUGAAGCACAAUUUUGUUGAAAAUUUAUUUUCAUUACUAUUAUAAUGA